AUGGGAGCUCCUGGCGGGAAAAUCAACCGGCCCCGGACGGAGCUGAAGAAGAAGCUGUUCAAGCGACGGCGGGUGUUGAACCGGCAGCGGCGACUGAAGCACCGGGUAGUCGGGGCUGUGAUCGACGAAGGGCUGAUCACGCGGCACCACCUGAAGAAGCGGGCGUCCAGUGCACGUGCCAACAUUACUCUGUCAGGGAAGAAGCGCAGAAAACUCCUCCAGCAGAUCCGGCUUGCCCAGAAGGAGAAGGCAGCCAUGGAAGUGGAAGCCCCCCCCAAGCCAUCCAGGACUAAAGAACCACAGCUCAAACGCCCGAAGACAAAAGCCCCCCAGGAUGUAGAUAUGGAAGAUCUUGAAGAGGAGACCUGA
Molecule: messenger RNA, 369 nt
Organism: Orycteropus afer afer
Lineage: Eukaryota; Metazoa; Chordata; Mammalia; Tubulidentata; Orycteropodidae
Gene: CUNH11orf98
Product: chromosome unknown C11orf98 homolog
Exons: 4
Coding region: 1-369 (122 amino acids)
Source: RefSeq, a predicted model, not a curated record